GGGUAAAAUGGGAAAAACGUAGGGACGCUAACUACCAGUAGGGUGACAAAAGUAACUCCCUUAUUGUAAUGCAUACUGAAUUUCACUUCAAUCGUCUUCUGCCACAGUGAAAAUCUCAUCCAGUGAGAAGCUGUUGUUUGGAUCUGGAGUGAGAUCAACCAAACCCUAAUUGACUUAGAAGGAUGACCGAACUUUUUUUCGAUGACUUUUUUAAGGUUGAGGGUCUAAACCCAUAUAACGAAAAGUAUGACAAGGUUUCUCGGAUUGUUGCACGAAGUGAGAAGCAUAACAUGUACAUGCUGCUAGAUGUAAAUACUGAGAUUUAUCCUUUAAACAUAGGCGAAAGAUUCUUGUUGGCUUUGUCUCCAUCGCUUGUUUUAAAUACUAAGGACGGCCCAGUUUCAAUUCAAGAAAAGUUUGAAUACAUCAUGCACGGAAGGUUAUAUGACAUUACAUCUUAUGGUCUUUCAUUAUCUCCACCGGAAGUGGAAGUAUAUGCAUCAUAUGGCGGACUUCAGAUGAUGCUGAGAGGGGAUCCUUCCCACUGUGUCAAGUUUGCGGUAGAUCAGAACUUGUAUUUGCUUAUUAGGAAAGCGUGAAAGUUGAACUGUUGAAUGUUGAUAUUAUCUCCUGGCUGUUGCAUACAUCCAUUAGUGGCAUUUUUUUGCGAGAUCAGCUUUCUGUUUUGAGUGAUUCUCCGAAAGCUUUUCUUGAGUAUAUUGAUUUUUUAGGCAUGGAAAUACUAUAAAAUUUCAAAAGUUAAUUUAAAGAGAAAAUUACAUCGACC
Messenger RNA from Trifolium pratense (red clover), 787 nucleotides. RefSeq names its product DNA-directed RNA polymerases II, IV and V subunit 8B-like. Gene Ontology annotation, biological process: DNA-templated transcription. Bases 183 to 599 code for a protein of 138 amino acids. Gene Ontology annotation, molecular function: DNA-directed RNA polymerase activity. The transcript has 5 exons. NCBI's taxonomy places the organism in Eukaryota, Viridiplantae, Streptophyta, Magnoliopsida, Fabales, Fabaceae. Gene Ontology annotation, cellular component: RNA polymerase I complex; RNA polymerase II, core complex; RNA polymerase III complex. The record is from RefSeq and is a predicted model, not a curated record.